Ictalurus furcatus (blue catfish) is the source of this 2168-nucleotide messenger RNA. RefSeq names its product nipsnap homolog 1 (C. elegans) (gene nipsnap1). Bases 92 to 934 code for a protein of 280 amino acids. Lineage: Eukaryota; Metazoa; Chordata; Actinopteri; Siluriformes; Ictaluridae. The transcript has 10 exons. The record is from RefSeq and is a predicted model, not a curated record. Gene Ontology annotation, cellular component: mitochondrion.
UUCACACUCAGUGUUUGGAAACCUCCCCGACCUGUUAGGGCAGAAGAGCAGGGAUUUUUUUUUUUUCUAAAGCAACCGACAAACUGAAAUCAUGGCACCAACAAGCUGUCUGACUCUGCUCCGGAACCCCAGGGGUUUAUGGAGAACUUUCUUCCGCCCAGGUGUUCAGCUGCACAGGAGCUUGGCGGAUAAGAGCGAUGGUGGUUGGUGGAGCUCUGUGUUUGAACACAAAGUGGAUGCAAGGAAAGAUGCCCACUCCAAUCUGCUGUCCAAGAAAGCGACCAGUGGCCUUUACAAAAUCCAGUUUCACAACGUCAAGCCCGACUGUUUGGAGGCCUACAACGAGCUAUCAACGGAAGUUCAGAGAGAGCUGCACAAUGAUCCAGAUUAUCCCUGUGAAGUUGUGGGAAGCUGGAACACGUGGUACGGAGAACAGGACCAAGCAGUGCAUCUCUGGAGAUACUACGGUGGAUAUCCAGCUCUGACGGAAUGCUUAAACAAAGUCCAAGAAAACAAGGUAUAUCUUGAGUUUCGCAAAGAGAGGAAUAAGAUGCUGAUCUCUAGGCAGAACCAGCUUCUUCUCGAGUUCAGCUUCUGGAAUGAUCCUAUACCCCGACCCGGUCCGAAUAUAUACGAACUGAGAACAUACAGAUUAAAGCCGGGCACAAUGAUAGAAUGGGGAAAUCACUGGGCUCGAGCAAUCAAAUACCGCCAAGAAAACAACGAAGCAGUGGGAGGAUUUUUCACUCAGAUUGGAGAGCUAUAUGUCGUUCACCAUCUUUGGGCCUAUAAAGACCUGCAGUCCAGAGAGGAGACGAGGAACGCGGCGUGGCUGAAAGAGGGCUGGGAUGUCAGUGUAUAUUACACAGUACCCUUAAUCCAGAGUAUGGAGUCAAGGAUCUUGAUCCCCACAAAUAGCUCACCUCUGCAGUGACCCACAGGCUGGCCAUGUGUCACGGUGACCAUCGGGUGGAUUCUCAUCUCCUCUGGACUGCAUUAUACCUGCAGCUGACAGCUUCAGCCACAAGAACAAUCAGUUACACCAUCAUUUAUCUGUCGUAAAAUAUCGAAUGAAAAUGAAUAUUCCUGUGAGUCCACAGUUUUUAAACGAUACCAGUGUUUACUCUGUAUUAUCAUGAAGUACAGCUCUAACAGGGCUACGUACUAUAUCAGAGGUAUCUGCUGCAGUCAAAUUUGCUGCCUUAUUUUUGCAUAAGAAAUUUGCACAGGUCUUUUUGGAGGUUGCAGAGGAGCAGGGUAAUGUGUUCAGGAAAAUACCUCUGCAGGAAAACCACUGCAGUCAACAAUAAAAAUGUUGUGAACAAUGUCAAGCAUGGCGGUGUUAAUCGUGAUGGUUUGGAGAUGCAUUGCUCCAGCGCAACCAGGCCACAUUUUGCUUAUUAUCAAGUAAGACCACGGCUAAGAUCUAGAAAGCUUAUGAGACCCUAACAAAUAGUCUUAGUCUCUCUAGAAGUCUCUCUAGAACCAAAAACUUUCUUAAUUAAAAGCUGGGAGUAAAAAUGGACUAACAGCGGACUGUAUUAAAACUCUUACAUAAAAUUUAUCGUUGAUUCCACAAUUCGGGUGCCAUUUAGCCCUAACUCUUAAAAAAUGAAAUCAUUUUCCCAACAGUUAAUCUAGGAAACAUGCAUUUAACCAUUCAAAACAAAUCGCAAACAUUUAAUGAACAAUUUGAUUGGCACCAGUGAGUCAUGAGGAAAAAUUGUUCAGAACGAGGAGAUCAAACAUAUGAUUUCAAUACUGUGUGCGCAUACUAUACAAUAUAGCAUAUAGCAUAUAAAUGGCAUCUCCUGGUGGCAAUUUUUUCUUCUUCAAAUUUUGCAUAGACUUCAGGGGCAGGGAGUCAAACAGGCCCACCAAUUUUUGUUUUGAUCGGCCUUCGUUAACCUUGUUUAAUAGUUGAUGAACACUGAUUGGUUGAUGGCGGUCAUGUUUUUCAAGAUUCACAACUGUCCUCAUAGACACUGACGUGACAAAGUCCAUUGGACCAGUGGUUCUAUAUUUAAUGCCAAUUUUUAUGUUUUGUCCUGUUAUAGCACCACCACGUGGACAAGCUCUGCCAUUUUGUGCAUGUGACCUCAGAUGGAGCCUAUAUAUGUGUGUGUGUGUGUGUGUGUGUGUGUGUAUAAAUCUAUAUAAUGUGCCAA